Messenger RNA from Drosophila eugracilis, 526 nucleotides. RefSeq lists its product as uncharacterized. The transcript is spliced from 2 exons. Bases 38 to 526 code for a protein of 162 amino acids. Lineage: Eukaryota; Metazoa; Arthropoda; Insecta; Diptera; Drosophilidae. The record is from RefSeq and is a predicted model, not a curated record.
UUUUCUAAAACAUUUUAAGGCAAAAAAGUGAUUAAAAAUGAUUUUCCAGGAGAGUGUAAUUUUCAAAAUGACGAAUGUGGUGUGCGGCAGCUACAAUAAGUCUUGGGUGCGGAUCAAUCAAUGCCGAUUGAAGGCUGUGGGUCGCAACAAGAUAUUUUUCAACUUCAAUGCUACCUUUAUACAUCCAACCAACGAUAUCGUGGUGAGGUAUCAACUUUUUAAGAGGGAAAAUGGCUAUAAGCCUUUCCUUCUGAAGGUGGAAAUCGAUUGUUGUCGGUUCUUAAGUAAACCCUACGAUGUCAUCGGCGUUAUGGUGUACAGAUUUUACAGGGACUUUUCUAACGUCAACCACUCUUGCCCGCUGUAUGGUGAUAUUAUCUUAAAGAACAUGUAUCUGAAAAUAGAAGAACUAAGACGACUUCCCUGGCCCACUGGCGAUUAUUUAAUGGCCAUGACUUGGAGUUUCUUUAGAAGACCACAAUUUGCCACCAAUGUAAGCUUUCAAUAUGUCGAGGAUCUGCUUUAG